Messenger RNA from Styela clava, 6225 nucleotides. Its product is annotated as diacylglycerol lipase-alpha-like. The record is from RefSeq and is a predicted model, not a curated record. Gene Ontology annotation, molecular function: lipase activity. Gene Ontology annotation, biological process: diacylglycerol catabolic process; arachidonate metabolic process. NCBI's taxonomy places the organism in Eukaryota, Metazoa, Chordata, Ascidiacea, Stolidobranchia, Styelidae.
AUUUUUUUCAAGCAUUUCUGGUCAGGUAUUUACAUGAGUCUAUUGGGAGUAUGAGAUGUCGUUUCCUAAAUGGAGAUAAUCAUUAGCUUACUUAGUUUAAAAGCAAAUUUAUGAACUUUGUUGAAAGUUGGAUUUAUCACCAUCAUGCCUGGAAUGAUUGCCUUCAAAAGAAGAUGGGGAACGGGAAGCGACGAUCUUGUGGUUCCUGGAAUGUUACUAUUCCUCAUGCAUCUUAUAUUAUUUAUUGUGAUAGCAGUAAUCAUUUCAACAUCUCCAGAGCUGGAUAAAUAUGCCUCGUAUGAUUUAAAUGCAUUGAGUACCAGUGUUAUCUACAAUAAGACACUCUACGACCAAGCAGCAUGCGCUCAUGAAAUUAGAGAUUACUCAAUAGGAUACUUGGUACUAGCUGCAGUAGCUGCUAUAAUAGAGAUUUUGCUGACCCUUUAUAGCAUGCAAGGAACUAUUAUGAACCCUGAACCAAGAAAACCAGUGGAAUACUUGAUUUAUAUCAGAAUGGCGUUUGGCGUCAUUGAAAUGGCCUAUAGUAUUCUUACCACUGUACAAAUAUCUCUUCAUUGGAGAAUCUGUGGUGUUCUGAGAGAUUUAUACAAUAUACAAAUCGGAAUUGUGAUUGUCAACAUCAUAGUUUUUCUCAUUGUUGUUCUUGUUGGGUAUUGUGUGUUCGAUCCCGCUGGUGGAAAAUACUACAAGGUAAAGAAUGCUUACAAGGAACGAAUGUCAGCUUCAUACAUAGAACAAAUGAGAAAUGAACUUGAUAGCGUACGACGGCAGACUUGGUUGUCCCGAUUAAGCAAUUGUUUCUGCUGUGUAUCCAAUAACAGUACUAAUAUUAAACAGGUUGCUUUAGAUGAGGUAUCCAUGCUAUUACACAACUUUUUCAAAGAACAUGACUUGGUUAUGUCUGAUAUAAUAGCCGGUCUCACUCUACUUCGUCACAAACAACAAUGCAUUGAAAAUGAUACAACAGUAACUGAAUGCUGGUGUCGCGAACAAGUUAUGAGCAACGAUGAAAAUGAUGUGGAGGAAUUCAUGUGUGGAAGAGCAAUUACACCAGAUACUAAUUUUGUGGAUCUCAGUAAUACGGUGACUAAACAAGAAUGUGAGGACCUGGCGUAUUAUUGUGUUUAUGGUCUAGCUGCAUAUGGACCUCUCUUCUAUUGGGUGGAGAACACUGGAACUGGACUAUGCGGUGUCCUUCAGGAAUGUCUGUGUAGUGAGAAUCCAACCUGUACAUCACGAUGUUGUAUUGGGGCAGAAGUGGCAAGACGAAGAAAAACACUCAUCAAGGGUGAUUCCGGUUGUGGAUGGGCAAUUGCUGGAAUCAAGAAAUCACUUACUGAUCAUGGUGUCAACACAGAAGUAGUUUAUGUAUCAUUUGAAAAUGAUGUAUCAAAACAACCAUUCUUUCUAUCUGUUGAUCAUGAAAAACGAUCAGUGGUUGUUACAGUGAGGGGAACACUAGCAGAAGCGGAUGCCCUCACUGAUCUCGUUGCUUCUUCUGAAUAUCUUGAUACAGAGGAAAAUGAUGGAACUUGGAGAGCACACAAGGGCAUGGUGGAUGGUGCUGAAUAUAUUAAGAAGAAACUUUUGCAAGAAGAAAUGGUUUUGUCUCUCGGUUUUGGUCAUUGUAUUUCCAAGGGGACGAAAGACUAUAAUUUAGUUUUAGUGGGUCAUUCACUUGGUGCCGGUAUUGCCAGUAUUCUUGCCAUUCUACUGCAUCCUAUUUAUCGAAAUUUAAAAUGUUAUGCAUUUUCACCUCCGGGUGGAUUAUUGAGCCAUUCUGCUGUGAUGGCAUCUAAAGAUUAUAUUCAUACUUUAAUAUUUGGUAAAGACAUUGUACCAAGAGCUGGAUUAUCACAAUUAGAAAGUUUAAGAAAUGAAGUUCUUGACUUAUUGAAGCAUACUAAGACGCCAAAAUACCAAAUUAUACUUGGGAACUUGUGCAAUUCUAUUGAACACCGCCAUGGUUUGCUGCGCUCGGAAAGAUUGAAUUCACGAGCUGUAAGAUUAGGUGCCAGGCCUACAAAUUCUGUGAGUGCAAAUACUACAGAAAUGGUCUCAACAGCAACUGAAGAACUUUUUCCACCAGGAAGAAUUUUUCAUCUUGUGUAUUCCAAUGACUGUAUAUCGGAACAGAAUUCCAAGAAGAAGAAAAAGUAUUACAUGAUAUAUGGUGACAAUGUGAAUGACUUCAAUCAAGUUAUAGUAUCACAUCAGAUGAUUUCUCAUCAUUUGCCACAAGAAGUUUUAAGAUGUGUCAGAAAGGCCAUACACAAUUUUCCUACCGAUCGUAUCAACAGAUCAUAUGCACAAUCAGCAACUCUUCCAUAUACUGAAAAUAAAAGUAAUUCUAUGCAAAGCAAUAAAGACAAAAACAGGAACAAGACCAUCCCCGUAGUAGAGCAACCUCACACAUCCUUGAUAAUAGAAUCUCCUGUACAAACUCAUCACCAUCAUGAUGAGGAAGUUGAUGGACAUCAUGAUUCAGAUGUGUCGGAAGACUCAGAUCAUCCGUUUCUGAAUACAAAUCAAAAUAAUGUCAACAUAACUGAUGAGAUUCGGGGUACUCCAUUAUCCACGUCUUCAUCUGCUUCCUCUAUGUCUCAUGAUGCAACAGCACCACUUGCCAGACCUGAAUCUUUUACUUUGUCUUUACCAGGACACUAUGCACGAAGUCCAGUAUCGAAGAAAACGUUUGGACUGUCAUUCCGAAGUCCUGAAAAUGUGAAAGCUGAUGUUGUACCAAAUGCAUGUAAUGAAACUACUGACAAAGAUAGGUUGUUGACUCCAAUACCACAAGCUUCAUCAACUCCUUCCACUUCCACAAAACGUACAACGACAGACACAGCCACAUCAUCGCCAUUCAAUGCUGAAGGUUUUCAGAUUGAAGAGCAAGAUGACAGUAACAUAUCCUGUGAUGACGUGAGUGUUGAUGUACAUGGAACUAAUGCAGUCAGUUAAAUUCUGAUGAUAUUUGUAUGAAUUUUGAAGAAAUGAUAGAUACUGAUUAUCAUACAAAUUCAAGGCUUGUUUUUCGAUGUCUCUCUCUAGUCGUAAUGUGUUUUAUGCAUUUCCUAACAAUGGAUUGUUUUUAAGUACAAAUACUUGACUGAUUUAGUGUUUGUUGGAACUGACUGUAAAGUUGAGAAUUAUUGGAUGUUCAUAAUUCAUUUAUAGUCAAUUUUAUACAAUUUAUCAAAAGUCUUUUAUUUUUCUUAAUAGAAGUGUAAGUGAGUAUUUAAUGUAAAUAUUAUUCAAGGUAUUUGAAAAACAUGGUCAAAUUAGGAAAUAAAAAAAGGAAAUUAGUCUUGGAUAUAAAAAUUGAAAAAUUGUGAAAAUAUUAAGAUAUGAACAUUCAAGUAGUAACUCCUUUAAACAAUAUUUGAAAUUAUCAGCAUAUGUUGAAAUUGUUGGCCAUAUUUUUUCCCAUUUAUCAAUAAUUAAUACUGUAUGUAUCUUGUACUCUGAUAUGACUAAUGUGCACUUGUCUCUUUCUAUUUUCAGUACACUAACGCUGUAUGUAUCAUUUUCAUCAUUUUGUUAUACUACUGUAUUUUAAUAAUCAAACAAUGGUGCCUCUGUUUGAAAUGACAUAUAUAUUCAAGUUUCAGAUUUUAUUUAGAAAGUUUUUUUAUUGAGUUUCAAACGAUCAACGUUUCAAUUUUGUGUCUGCACCACUGAAGUCGACAAACAAAAUUCUGGUCAACAUUUCAAAUUAGUUCAUUGUACAUUCUGUAUCUUCUUAUUAGUUAUUUCAUUCUGACUUAAGACUGCACACAUUCAAUAGAAUGGCUGGCAUUCUAGAUAUUCUGUUUGCAAGUCAUUUUAUUAUUCUGAGAUAUUGGGUAUAUUUUACUAGAUUAAAUUUAUCAUAAACCCAUAACUUUUAAUUUGUAAGCUGUGAAAGUGAAAUACAGGGAAUCAAUUAUUUUUAAUUUUAAUCAAACAAUUUGGUAGCCUCCUUCCUCUAAUCAUGAAUUUAUUCUUGUUAUAUUCAUUGUGCUGCUGCUAAGUCUAAUUAUCAUGAAUUUUUAAUUAAUUUAGAAAGCUUGGUGAAAUUUAUAAAAAUUUAGCGAAGGUUGUUACAUUAUCUUAACAUAAUUUAAUUCUUAAGUAUUUUUUUCCCUGAGACAGAACUUUGAUUGUGUUUGUCACCACAUCUUACAACAAUGUGAUAAAACCCAUUUUUGUCAUGGUUUUCAAACUUGUUGUAACUAAGGUAAAAUGACAACCACAGUAUUCCUGUUAGGAGUCGCAAAUUUUUUCCUUAUUGUCUAGGCCUUGCCUGCAAAGGCAAUAUGCUAUGUGCAUGGCUGCCUUAUGGAUUUCAACAAAAACCAUUUUUGUAAAUAUCAAAUAAAAGAACUUUAAUAUUUUUACAGUGCUGCUAUGCGUACAUUCCUGUCAUUCAUUUUACUUAUCACUGCUAACAAUAUCUUGCUAUCGCUGUAUUAUUGUUUAUAUUCUGAAAUACCGUCACUACUUUGCACUUAUGGAUCAAAAAACGCUUUCUUAUAAAAUCAAUGUACUGUAGAAUCUCUGUUGGAUAACUUUCAUUCAUGCUAUUCUUUUAUAAGCUAACUGCCUCUCAUACUGUAUAAAUUAAUUAUGAAACUAACUUUUUUUGUAUCAUUUUUUCUGCUUGCCGCUGCUCAAGUUUUGUAAUUGGUGCACUCCCAUUUGCCCAGUAAUAUUGAUAUUGACUUCAAACAUAGCUUAUUACCGAUGAGUAUUUCUUGAUUUACAAGUGACACUGACUUUUUUCAUUUCAAUGUUUUAUGACUUUCAAGUUGAAAUAUUGAAUUGUGAAACCAUUGGCAAAUCAUAUUUUUGUUUUUCAGAAGAUUAAAGUCUUAUUGUUACAUUGUUAUAUCGAAUGAAAUGUUACAGGAGAUUAGUAUUUUGAAAAACCGCUCAGUUUUUAAUAUUAAGUUGCGAUUAGAAAAACAGUUUUUUAUGUUUACUAAUUUUCAUAGUUAAUUACAGUAACGGAUAUUUUUUCUAUACCCUUUGAAGUUUUCUCAACUUUUUACAAUCAAUUUUACAAACAAUUAGAUAAUCAGAAGCACUUCCUUUAUAUUAAAACUUGAACCUUAGUCUAUAUCCAUACACAGUAUUAUACAAUAGCAUGGCAAUAUUACAGUUUUGCAAUAUAUAAUUUUAAAAUCUUGAUGAAACCCCAAGCCACUUGCAAUCAAAUCAUGAAUCUGUAUUUUAAUUUUAAGGUAAUUUCCAAAUUGCUGAUUUUGUUAAGAAUACUUGUUUUCUCUUUUUUUGAUGAAUAUUGGGGAAUUGAUAUAAAUUUGAUUCUCAAUGAAACUUAUCAUUGAAAAAUUGAUAAUCAACAUUUAUUUUCAUUAUGAUUUGUGAAUUAUAUUGUUUGAAUUGAAAAAAAAAACUUAACAUUUAUAGAUCCUACUGAAUAAAAUAUAUUGAUUUAUAUUUUUAAUUAAUUGAACUACGUCAAAACACUGAAUUAGCUGAUACCACUGACAAGUUAUUGCCUAAUUGAGCAUUGAGCAAAUGUUCAUUUUCUAUGGUAGGUAACAUACAUGCUCAUAAUUUAGUUUCAAAAAAUUCAGCAUAGUAUUCAUAACAAACCUCUAUAGCGAUUUUAGUUGAAUCGGAAUUUAGAGGUCCAUGUUUUCUCAUUGGUUUACAAGUUUUGAACAUUACUGCGUAUGCCAAGGAUCCCUCUUAUGACCAAAAGUCUUUUUAUUUUGUUGUACGCAAAGAAUAUUUCGUGAUAUCUAAUAUCAGAGUUGUGUCUUGCAUUGGAAAUUACUUGGUUAUAAUAUCUCGUGUUGUUUGUAAUAUGUGUAUUCUAUGUUAUCUUUGAUGUAUACCUUAACAGCGAAACUCAAAUACCCCUCCAUCUCGGAAGUGGGAUUUUGAAUCGUAAACUCCGAUCUGCUCAUCAAAUAUAUUUCAAGCAUAGAUGAAGUUUAGCUCUUCUCGAGGCAAUGGCAUUUUUCCCCUGCUAGUUUUGCAAAGUUUAUUAGUAAAGUGCUUUUCAAGUUUUCACCGAUACGCUGUAACUGCUGAUUAUGUAUUGUAAAUAAAGAAAUGUGGCAUAUAUAUUAAGUAUAUUCCUAAUCAUGUAUGAUAUUUGAUGAAAAAUGUUUCUGUGUAUUUUAUUGAUUGCAUUCUGCUGCUUAUAUUUUGAUUAUCAACUGUUUUGUGGAAUAAAUUGAUAAAACCAAG